Vittaforma corneae ATCC 50505 is the source of this 1212-nucleotide messenger RNA. RefSeq lists its product as uncharacterized. Gene Ontology annotation, cellular component: mRNA cleavage and polyadenylation specificity factor complex. The transcript has a single exon. The record is from RefSeq and is a predicted model, not a curated record. NCBI's taxonomy places the organism in Eukaryota, Fungi, Microsporidia, Nosematidae. Bases 1 to 1212 code for a protein of 403 amino acids. Gene Ontology annotation, molecular function: protein binding.
AUGGACGAAGACAACCAAGUAAACAUAAAAGAGCUUCUCUCGGCUAGAUUUCAAAAUCCCAAGUUCGUUUAUGAUGGUAAGCGAAUGCAACCAAUCUACGAAAGACAAUGCUAUGACUACUCAUCUGCUAUUAUUUACCAGGCACACUGUCCUCUUCUUCCACAGUACAAGUUUCCAAACUUUGCGCUUGGCUCUCAAAUCUUAAACAUGCCAUCCCCAGACGAGUGUACUCCAUUCCAGGCCAUGACCAAUAAGUUUGUGCAUCUGAGCAUAAAUAAAAUACGUUCUCCUGUAAAUUGUAUUAUCUGGAACUCUGACGGCCGCCGCCUGUUGAGUGGUAGCUGCUCUGGAGAGAUCACAAUGUGGAAUGGAUUCAGUUUUAAUUUUGAUACAAUUGUGCAGGCCCAUGAGUCGCCGAUUCGUGCAAUGGCAUGGUCUCCCACAUCUACCUUCUUGAUCACCAGUGAUAACUUGGGCUUUAUAAAAUACUGGAAUCCCUCCAUGAGCAAUAUACAAAUUAUAGAGGCACACAACGAGAGUAUCAAGGACCUGUGCUUUAGCUACAACGAUACCCGCUUCUGCAGUGCAUCUGAUGAUUCUACAAUCAAAGUGUGGGAUAGUAUCAAUUCCCGAUGCGAACGAGUCUUGCUGGGGCACAACUGGGAUGUGAGAAAGGCACAGUGGCAUCCUACAAAGGCCUUGAUAGCCUCUGGAGGUAAAGAUAACUUGUUAAAAUUGUGGGAUCCCAGAGAACAGGAAUGUCUCACCACGUUUCACUACCACAAAAAUACGAUUCUGAGUCUAAAGUUCUACAAGGAAAAUUACCUUCUUUCCGGAGGCAAAGACCAGGUGAUAAAAAUGCUAGACCUAAGAAAUAUGAAGGAGUGCUUCACAUAUAAAAACCAUAAUAAAGACGUUACAUCUAUAGCCACGCACCCAUCAACCAGUCUCUUUGUGACUGGCAACAAUGAAGGCGUGAUUAAUUUCUGGGACAUGUUUAAUGACUCACCCCUUGGACAGUCGGAUAAUAAACAUGAAAAUACUAUAUGGACACUGGACUUCCAUCCGUCGGGCCAUGCUCUUGCAAGUGGUUCUGCCGACUGCACAAUCAAGUUUUGGAUUAGGCCGCGUCCAAAGGAUUUUGAACUAAGGGAAGAGCCAGUUGAAGAAAUAGAUGCUCAGCCUGAAGCUUUUGUGAUACCCGGGCUGUAG